GCCUUGUUAAACACCGUGCCGUGUCAUAAACUGCUUGUGGCACAUGUAUUUUUUAUUAUUAUCUCCUCUAGGGAAGGUUUCAAUUAAAGUUAAAGGAAUACACGGAAACAGACAACAAAAUGCAAGGUCCAGCAGUUUUUAUGGAUGUAUCUCUUGAAGAUCAAGCUCUAGAACUAAGGAAAUACUUCAAGAGUCUCGGUGCGGAGAUUGCUGAAGAGAAGUCUCCAAAAGGAAUAGAAGACGACUUGCAUAAAAUUGUUGGAGUUUGCGAUGUUUGUUUCAAGGAACCAAAUGAAGCUGAGAUUGAAGCUGUCCUCAACAGUAUUGUUUCUAUCAUGGUGUCGAUCCCACUGGAGAGAGGAGAAAAUUUGAUUGUAGCCUUCAGUCAAAGGCUUUCGAAGGCACCAGGACCCAAGCUCGGUAUGGUGGUACUACAGGCACUAUGGCGCUUAUACAACAACUUGGAGGCCAACUCGCCUCUCCGAUACCAUGUAUAUUACCAUGUAAUAGAGCUGGCAGCGCGAGUUGGCUACGUGCGUGAGGUCUUCACCAGUGUUGAGCAACUGAGGAAAGAGUUUUCUGGCUGUCCUCCGACCAAUGAACAAAUGCAAAAACUAUACAGACUGUUACAUCAAGUUGUCAAAGACCAGAACAGUGAACUGGCUUCAAAGGUUAUGAUUGAACUGCUGGGCACAUAUACUGACGAAAAUGCAUCUUAUGCAAGAGAGGAUGCUAUCAAAUGUAUCUCAACUGCACUGGCUGAUCCCACUACAUUCCUUUUGGAUCCUCUCCUGUCCCUCAAACCUGUAAGAUUCCUAGAAGGUGAACUUAUCCACGACCUUCUCACUAUUUUCGUAUCAGAGAAACUCUCCAGCUAUCAGACCUUCUACCAGAAUCACAAGGAAUUCGUUCAUUCUCAAGGCUUAGACCAUGAACAAAAUGUAAAGAAAAUGAGGAUACUGUCCUUCAUGCAAAUGGCUGAGGUCAACCCUGAACUCAGCUAUGAUGAAAUUAUUUCUGAACUCCAAAUUGAGGAGAAAGAUGUUGAGGCAUUCAUCAUUGAAGUUCUGAAGACCCGUUUAGUGCGCGCGCGUAUGGACCAGAAUGAGCGAGUCGUCCGCGUGUCAAGUACGAUGCACCGCACGUUCGGUCGCGCGCAGUGGCAACAGUUGCGUGACGUGUUGCUGGCGUGGCGCGGUAAUGUACAGUCCGCACACGAAGCUAUGAAGUCCGUGGCCGCCGCACAAAUCGAAUACGCAACCCAAAACCAGAAAGCGUAAAUUUGUUUACUGCAGAUUUUUACAUAACUUGCGAUCAGGGUGCCUAGAUUAGCAUAAUAUGAUUAAAAUUUUACCACAAUCAUUUCUUUAAUUCCUGUUUUCAUUAAAAUUCGGUUCCAAGUAUUAAAGGGUGCAAUUCUAGGCACUACAUUAAUACAUAGUUAGUAUGAUUUCUUCCUUUAGG
Messenger RNA from Spodoptera exigua (beet armyworm), 1464 nucleotides. The record is from the annotation of a GenBank genome assembly. NCBI's taxonomy places the organism in Eukaryota, Metazoa, Arthropoda, Insecta, Lepidoptera, Noctuidae.